Molecule: messenger RNA, 8529 nt
Organism: Mya arenaria
Lineage: Eukaryota; Metazoa; Mollusca; Bivalvia; Myida; Myidae
Product: solute carrier family 46 member 3-like
Exons: 6
Coding region: 2051-3580 (509 amino acids)
Biological process (GO): transmembrane transport
Cellular component (GO): membrane
Molecular function (GO): transmembrane transporter activity
Source: RefSeq, a predicted model, not a curated record
AUUGGUUCCUGGUUUUUAUCAGGAAGUGAAACCUGCAAAAUGUAAACAAACAGAAUGAUGUUGCAUAUGAAAGAAACAAACUAAGAUGUGCCGUUUUAUUGUUUGACAGGAGAGUAAAGGACAGUAGAUCUUUACCUGAUAUGUCUAAUGGAUCUCAAAAUAUGACUCAAGAUUCGUGAUAUUUGCUCUGAAAGGAUCGCCCUUGGAUUUUAAUUGAAAGACCAUUAUUAUAUACAUAUACUAGUUAUAUACAGUUAUGACCACUGGCACAAGGAUAUGAAGUAAACUAGAAAAUCUGAAAUAUGGACAGUCAACAAACUGGAUAUUUUUGAUACGAAAGACCUGCAUACGCUUCAUAAACAUUUUGAAGAGAUCAACGGAUAGGCAGACAUAAUUGUGGUAAAUGUUUUAAUAAAAGUUUCUUGACAAAACAUGAUAUGCAUCAGAAAAAAGAUAAUAUGGUCACAAUGAUACAGGACAUACUACAAGGAAAAAAAUCUUAGCAUUGUUCAGUGAAAGUUUUACAGGAAACAGUGGAGUAGUUUGUUUUUUGAAAGAAAAUUAUCAAGUCGCAUGAUGCUACCUAUUGCUUAUACAGUGAAGCUUAAGAAAUAUAAACUUCAAAGAACGCUGUUGUAAGUAGAGGUUCGUGCUAUGGAACUGUAGAAAAGAACGGACAGAGAUGUAUUUAUAGUUGUGCUUAACCUCAACAACAAAUAAUUUACAACUGUGAAUUUAUGCAUAUGAAAAAAUCUGAAGAAAAAACGACCAAAGGAAACUGCAGAUGAUAGUAAAGUAUUAAAUGAAAUGAUUUGAAUACACAUUGACAAAACGCUCAUCCUUAACAACGAAUGAAUUAUUACAAACGUGCAUGUGACUGAGUAUAAGUAGAACGCUCUUAAAAAGGAAAGAUUAAAGAAAGAUUGCAGCUGUCUAUGUUAUCCACAUCAUUGUCAUGAACUUUUAAAUGCGUUUGUGUAUGGCUAUAUUGAAUACUAAUUUGAAUAUGAUUACAUGGACAUGAUUUUGAUUUGAGCUUUGGACGGAAAACGAAAGUGAAAAACCAGGUUUUUUGGAAUGCCUUAACAUUCAAAUGACGUCACAGGUCACAUGUCCGAAAAUCUCAACCGCGGAACUUGCAAAAAGUUUCAGUUAGAUUGGAUUUGAAUACAUGCACAAGUUACUUGCAAACACGAUUUCAAAAUAAAACCGAACCAUGAAGACAAAUUGGGUACUAACUUAUAACUAAAAUACACAGAACUUUGACAAUUUUUAUUGGUUAUGAUAACUGUUAGUAAAAAAAACAUGAACAAGAAAUGAAACUCCUUCUAUCAAUAAGUACAAUAAAGUUAUAAAAACACUGAAUACUUUAAAACGGAAGACAUUAAGUGUUACACAAUGAAAAAAAACUUUAAGCUCACUCUGAACGUUUAAGUAUCCUUAUACAUGUGAACACAUCCCGGUUUAAUAAUGUUAAACCCUACAAACUACCCGAAACUAAGGAAAUUAAUUCUGCACUCGUGCACAUAAUGAGCUAUUCUGAAUGCUGUAUUAUGACUCAAUGCUCAAUUAUGACUUGAUGGCCUUCGUUCCAUUCGUGUCGUCUACUUGUGAUAUAACGUAGUGUCUUAAAGGUUUUCUUGAAUUUGAAGUGUUUUAAAAGUGGAUUGAACUGCAUUUAGAAUAUCAGUUGUUGUGAGAAAAUGAAAUGGAGAUUGAGGUAGUGAAUACUAUUUGUUUAAACAUUGAACAUUGAAUUGAAUGAAAUAAUAUUGUUUAAGUAAAUGGAGUCACUGAAUUGAUUGUAACAUUAAAUGCUUGGAUGUACCAGAUAUUGUUCCAGUGUUAUAGAUGUCUUUUAAUAGACACCUGUUAUCGGACUUUUGAAAAUUGAGACCGUUUAAUGAAAAUAUCACAAGGAAACUGUUAAGAUACACGGUAAAAGGCACUUGCUAAAACCAUUUGGAUAAAUCAGAAUAAUAAUUAGUAGACUUCGGAAUAGAGCGAAAUUAAUGGUUGAUUGAAUUAGUAUUUCUUAGCUUAUACAAAUAUGGAAUUAGAAAAAGAGGGCGAACCUUUUGGUUCAGAGAAUGAGAGCACACCGCUUCUUCCUGAAAACAGAGAUGAAACUGCAACAGAAGUUCCAAGUAAUGUAGAGUUAGGCUUUACCCUGCGUCGAUGUAUGCUUUUGCCUGUUAUCUUGUGUUAUUUCCUAGAAGGAGGCAUGUUCAUGUUUCUGUUGCCGCAGUAUACGCAGCACGUUUUUAAAGAGAAGUACACAAGACACGACCAAUUCAGUUUGAACACAACUUACAACGCAUGCGCGAAUGUCAACCAAUCGGAUCCCGAAUACCAGAUAUACUUGAAAAUCCAAAGAGAAACUGCAAAAUGGACGAUAUAUUACGCAAUCGCUUCACUUGUGCCUACGAUUGUGGGAAACAUCGUUUGGGCGUCAUUGUCUGACAUUCUUGGACGAAAGUUUGUCCUAUACUUGACAAUAGCUGGCGCAAUCGUGAGCAUUGGAUCUUUUGCACUAGUAGCAAAUUAUAAAUUGAGUUUAUACUAUAUAAUAAUCGGUAAAGUUCUCGACGGCUUAACGGGAUCAUAUACUGCUUUUCUUGCAAUGAUGUUCACUUAUACUUGUGAUAUAACUGUAGCCGGCAAAUCUAGAACAAUUGCAAUCGUGUUCAUGGAACUAUUACUCGGACUAACCGUAACAUUAGCGUCCAUGUAUACAGGUUAUUUUAUUGAAGCGGCGGGAUUUUUCUGGCCUUCAUUUAUGGCAACAUGCUUACUUGCAGCUGCAUUUCUGAUUCUUGUAAUUUUCGUCCCAGAAACUAGUGGUAUUCAGCACCAAAGAGGUUCACAAACAGAACAAUUGACAGCUUCAGCAAGGGUAAAACGUGCAAUGCUUAGCACCAUAGAAGCCUUCAAGUUUUAUUUCACGAACGAUUCCAAAGUAAGACGACUGAAGUACAUCUUAUUGAUCCUUGGAUUUUUGUUUUUGACCAUCCCAUACCUCAACCGAGGAAGUAUGGAGAUUUUGUACCAGUUGGGAAAACCAUUUUGUUGGUCUUCCAGGAAGAUUGGAUGGUUUGCUUCCCUGAAAAUCUCUAUAGCUUCUGUGUUUGGAGUUGCGGGCACAUAUCUUUUACAGAGAUGUAUGAAAGAUGACAUUAUUGCCAUGCUGGGAACGGCCAUCGGGAUUGCGUCUUAUGUUGUGGAGGGUUUCGCACAUGGUUCCAUCAUCUGGUUAGUUCCCGUCCUCAGUGCCCCUACCGGACUUCCAAUCCCGAUGAUUCGCAGUCUGAUGUCGGCUUUGACACCUGCUGACAAACAAGGUGCGUUGUUUGCCAGUAUCGGUGCAGUGGAGACCUUAUGUGCUCUGAUAGGAUCCGUGAGCAACAACGCCAUCUACUCAGCCACUCUGACGAUUAUGAAUGGUUUUGUGUUCGAAAUCAUGGCUGCCUUUACCCUUAUAGGUGUUAUUUUUCUUGUAGCGUACAUAUUCGUAGCACGGCUUAUGAAAGACACAGACUCGAGGGAUGAUAUCACCAUUACUGUUACUGCAGAUCAGUGAAUGGAUGUGAAAUAUGGGGAAUUAUUAGUAAUCACGAACAUAUAAGACAGCUGCAUGUAUGGGAUGUUCUUUUAAGCUGAUAUACUUGGACCUGUUUCAUUAAGAUAUCUAAGUCUUUAGCCUGCCGCUGCAUCAGAGUGCUCGAGAACACCCGUAUAGUUACUGGCAGAAUACAUUCCAAAACUGUUCUUACGGGUAUCUGUAUUGACCAAAACGAGUUUACGCCUGCGAAUAAACGCUCUUAAGCCUUACUGUCUUAUGGCCGGGUCCCGUUUCAAUACAAUAUCUUAGUCGAAGAACGUUCGCUGCUUAAGAGUGCUCAGAUACCCUCGCAAAGUCACGAGCAGAAUCUAUGUUAUUAAUGUCCUUACAUACUUUUAUUGAAACGCAGUUAUGCCCAAGUUGGGGUUACACCUAGAAAGUUACGAUCUUUAGCCUUCUAAUCCUUAUUUAAAAGGGGCCGUCGUGAACAAUGCCGUUGUCAAUCGGAGUUACGCCUAGAAAGCUACGAUCUAAAGCCUUCCGAUUUUUAUUGAAAAGGGGCCCUGGUGAAUGAUGCAAUUUGUAAGUCGGGGUCAUGCAUAGAAAUUUACUGUUUAAGUCUUUCGAUAUUUAUUGAAAAUGGCCCUUGUAAAUACAUGUUUGUAAAAAUAUUAAAGCUCAAUUCUUGUUUUGUCUUUGACAUUAAAACUUUUUUAUUUAUACUAGUUUAGUUUAUCUGUUGAUUUAAUUUGCAUUAUAGUUUUAUUUUUACAUUGUUAACCGGAGUAGUGAUUUGCUUGAAAUUAUGAUCUUAUUAUUUAUUUCUACAAAUUAGUUAUUUUUUUAUUAGCUCGUCUGUUUUUCGAAGAAAAAAAGUCGAGUUAUUGUGAUAGCCUUGGCGUCGUCGGCGUCGUCGGCGUCGUCUGCGUCUGCGUCUGCGUCGUCGUCGUCGUCCAAAAACUUUAACCUUACCUCAUAACUCAGACGAGCGUUGGCACCCACUCCGCGGUGCUCUUGUUUAUUUUUGUUUUUCGUGUUUUUUUUUUUGUUCAAUGAUUUUAUUAUUUAGGGACAAUUAAUGAAUAAAAUUAUUCACACUCAAUAGAUUUUUUUAAAACUUAUAUUUUGACAUUUUUAAUAUUCAGGGACCAAAAUCAAACAUUUGUUUCAGAGGGUUUGUAUAAAUACUAUAAUACCACAUUUAUUUAAAUAUAUUUGUUCUACGGUAGACGGUCAGUUUUAUGUUUUUGGUUUAUAUAUCAUAUUAUAGUGUUUCAAAACCGAACUCCGGUAUAGAAGUAACUGUUGAUCUAAAUGAAAUGUCUAUAAAGCUGCAUUCUCACAGUUUGACAAAUUUGACAAUUGUUUCUAAGAGUCAGCUGAUUUUAGCACCAGUGCUUUCAAUUCAGACAUGUGUUAACUCACAAUAAAACAAAUCUCAAUUGGUCGGAAAGCUGCCAAAUAGUUCAUUUUUCUUAAAGCGUUAGUUACCAUUUUAAUCAUAAACGUCAAAUUUCGAGCGUAAAUAUUACAUUUUUAUCAGCACUCUUAUAUCACCAGUUUUCUGACGUACACGUAAAACUUGGCCCUUUCAAUGACAAAAAACAAUAAAAAGUUGUCAAAACGGUCAAUCUGUGACAGUGCAGCGCUAAUAUCUUUGUCAAUAUCAAUAAGUUAUAAAAAAUACUGUUUAAAGUCAUUUAUAUUUAUGAGAUCUUGCACUAAUAUUCAUAUCUAAUUUUGAAUUUCUUUUAACACAUUAUUUAUAUGAAAAACUGCCGUUGAUGAUAUUUUUUAUUUAUUGUUUAUAUAUUUACUUGCCUGACGUUCUCACCAAAUUUAUUUAAAGUCAUUUGGGCUGUAUUUUUGUUUCUUGCUGUUUCAUGCAUUAUUUUUAUACUGAAUACAUUCUGGUUUCUUUUUUGUUUCUUGCUUCUUCAUUCAGUAUUUUCAUAAUUAAUGUAUUCUGGGUGUUUUUGUUUCCUGCUUUUUCAUUCAGUUUUUUUUUUAUAAUUAAUGUAUUCUGGGUGUUUUUGUUUCCUGCUUUUUCAUUCAGUAUUUUCAUAAUUAAUGUAUUCUGGGUGUUUUUGUUUCCUGCUUUUUCAUUCAGUAUUUUCAUAAUUAAUGUAUUCUGGGUGUUUUUGUUUCCUGCGUUUUCAUCCAGUAUUUUUAUACUUUAUGUAUUCUGGUUUCUUUUUUUGUUUCUUGCUUUUUCAUUCAGUAUUCUUAUAACUAAUGUAUUCUGGGUUUUUGUUUCUUGUUUUUUUUCAUACAGUAAUCUUAUACAACAAUGUUCUGCUGUCCAUGUAAUGAUGUUGACGAUAUAAACCUUUUAACUCUGUUAAAACCAAUCUGAAUUGUUUUAAGUAAGCAAUGUUGACGAUAUAAACCUUUUAACUCUCUGUUAAAACCCAUCUGAAUUGUUUUAAGUAAGCAAUGUUGACGAUAUAAACCUUUUAACUCUGUUAAAACCAAUCUGAAUUGUUUUAAGUAAGCAAUGUUGACGAUAUAAACCUUUUAACUCUCUGUUAAAACCCAUCUGAAUUGUUUUAAGUAAGCAAUGUUGACGAUAUAAACCUUUUAACUCUGUUAAAACCAAUCUGAAUUGUUUUAAGUAAGCAAUGUUGACGAUAUAAACCUUUUAACUCUCUGUUAAAACCCAUCUGAAUUGUUUUAAGUAAGCAAUGUUGAACACGUAUAAACCUUUUAACUCUAUGUUCAAACCCAUCUGAAUUGUUUUAAGUAAGCAAUGUUGAACACGUAUAAACCUUUUAACUCUCUGUUAAAACCAAUCUGAAUUGUUUUAAGUAAGCAAUGUUGAACACGUAUAAACCUUUUAACUCUAUGUUAAAACCCAUCUGAAUUGUUUUAAGUAAGCAAUGUUGAACAGGUAUAAACCUUUUAACUCUCUGUUAAAACCAAUCUGAAUUGUUUUAAGUAAGCAAUGUUGAACAGGUAUAAACCUUUUAACUCUAUGUUCAAACCCAUCUGAAUUGUUUUAAGUAAGCAAUGUUGAACACGUAUAAAUCUUUUAACUCUAUGUUCAAACCCAUCUGAAUUGUUUUAAGUAAGCAAUGUUAAACACGUAUAAACCUUUUAACUUUAUAUUCAAACCAAUCUGAGUUGUUUUGAGCAAUGCAAUGUUGAACAGGUAUAAACCUUUAACUUUAUGUUAAAUCCCAUCUGAAUUGUUUUAAGUAAGCAAUGUUAAACACUUAUACACCUUUUAACUUUAUAAUGCAAGUCAAUCUGAGUUGUUUUUAGCAAUGCAAUGUUGAACAGUAUAAACCUUGUAAACUUUAUAUUCAAACUAAUCUGAGUUGUUCUGAGCUAUGCAAUGUUGAAAACGUAUAAACCUUUUAAUGUUAUAUUCAAACCGAUCUGAGUUGGUCUGAGAUGUGCAAUGUUUAACACGUAUACAACUUUGUUAACUUAAUAUUAAAACCAAUCGGAUCUUAAUUAUGCAAUUUUGAACAGGUAUAAACCAUGUUGACUUUUUUUGAAACCAAUCUGAGUUGUUCUGAGGUAUGCGAUAUAGAAUACGUCUAAACCUUGUUAACUAUGAUUAAACCAAUUUCAUUUGUUUUGAGCUAUGCGAUAUAGAACACGUCUAAACCUUGUUAACUAUGAUUAAACCAAUUUUAUUUGUUUUGAGCUAUGCGAUAUAGAACACGUCUAAACCUUGUUAACUAUGAUUAAACCAAUUUCAUUUGUUUUGAGCUAUGCGAUAUAGAACACGUCUUAACCUUGUUAACUAUGAUUAAACCAAUUUCAGUUGAUUCGAGCAAUUUAUGUUCAACACGUCUAAACCUUGUAAACUAUGAUUAAACCAAUAACUAUGAUUAAACCAAUUUCAGUUGUUUUGAGCUAUUAAUGUUCAUCACAUAUAAACCUUCUUUACUAUAUAUUAAAACCAAUCUGAUCUGUAUUAUGCAAUUUUGAACACGUAUAACCAUGUUAACUUUAUGUUUGAACCAAUCAAAAAAAAUUCACUUUUGCAACGACUGGUUAUGAAGCUUAUUGUCGUAAAUUUUGUUUUGCUUUUAAAGUUGCGUGCUUAAAAAUAGUGGUUGUAUUUGUAUGUUGUAUAUAGAUGAUAAUUAGCAACAGAAUAUUGAGGGCUCAGCGAAAAACAGUCAUAACUCUCGUUAACAGCUCAAUGGAAGGGGAUAUAAUUGCCAUAUAAAUUUGGAGAUUUGCGCCCUUUUUGAGCUAAGGCCUCGAAUUUUGUUAAAGAACUGGUUAUUUAUCCCUCUGUAUUUAGAUUUUCAGGGUGCUGGAUAUUGUUGUAAUUAUAACUAUACAUCGAUUUCAUAGUCAGAGCUUGGGUCAUCAUUGUUUACUAAGACGUGUUCAUACAUAGAUAAAAAUAAUCGGGUAUAGACCUUCAUCAGCAAUUUAUGAAACACUUUUACUCUGUCCAUCUUGGCGCAGCCGAUUUGAACGUAAAGUGUACAGAGAUGUGUACAAAAAAUGUUCCCCGAUCGUGACGUCAAUGACAUCGACGUCAUGUACAACGUCAAAUGAAUAGACUAGCUAUUUCGCAAAUUGUUGAUGAAGGCAUAUGCACGAACUAUUCAUCACAUAUAUUCAAAUGGCAUUGUGAUAAUCCGUCACUUUCCUAUGGAGAGAAAACAAUAAACAUUUACAAUUUUAAAAAGAUUUGAAAUUCUGUAUGUAAAACAGCCUACAUUUUUGUCCAUUUUGUUUGAUAUUUAAGUUAUAAAGAAUAUAAUUUGUAUUUUUUGCACAAAGAGGGCUGCAAAUUACAGGAAUUUAUGUUUACUUUAUUUAUUUUAACAUUUUUCGAUUAUACUGUUUAUCCAUUUCUUGUUAUGUUUUUUAAUGUUAUAUUAAGAUAUAUGCAAUUCCGUUCUUUUGUAUGAUUCAUUGUAUUUUAGUAAAAUUUGAGGCAUUCAAUGCAUUUUAUAAUUUGAUCUGAUGAAAAAUAAAUGACUGACCUGCAA